Melampsora larici-populina 98AG31 is the source of this 750-nucleotide messenger RNA. RefSeq lists its product as uncharacterized. NCBI's taxonomy places the organism in Eukaryota, Fungi, Basidiomycota, Pucciniomycetes, Pucciniales, Melampsoraceae. The transcript has 5 exons. Bases 1 to 750 code for a protein of 249 amino acids. The record is from RefSeq and is a predicted model, not a curated record.
AUGUCGAUUUGGUCAAUAUCCUUGGUUGAAAGUCUCACCCGGUCAAGUUCUGCCACUGCUUACCUGAAGCUGUCCAGCUUGUCUACCAGGGCUGUCUUCCAGCCUCACCUCAACUGCCCCGCACCGCCUUUUCCAUUCGAUUAUUACAACUUCAUCAUGACUUGUGGCUUACAUUGCCAAAAGAAAGUCAAGACUAGGAUGCUACUUCAGGAAGGGCUUCAAAUGAAGGCAUCCGACAAAUGGGCUAGUCGAUGUCCUAGGUGCUUUGGUCCGGCGCAGGGUAAACAUAAGGGGUCAACAAAGGAGCCUGAUGUCAUAAUUUGGAUGGACGGCAACUUCCAACAUCGACACAACAUCCUUGCUAGUAGGGAAAAUCCUCCAGAAACGCAGUACCCGUCAAUAUUUGUACCGCCUUCUCAAAUAGCUCAACUCAGCUUGACUGCUCAACCUGUACCUGCUGUUGCUGUUGAGGAUCCGUGUUCUGAAGCGCACAAGGCCGCCGACGACACAAGAGGCAAGUCAACAUGGGACCAAUGUGAUGAUACUGGGCUUUUUGCAGCCGCAUGUCGCCAUGAUGUUCCAUUGGCCAUGGCUAACAUCUAUCAAAGCGGCGAAAACGUGUUGAAACGGAUCCUGCACGACUUUCCGGACGAUACCUUUGGUGUCUUGUAUGACAUUGGUUGUCAUCUUGACAAACACAUCAAAUUGGGACACCAUGAAUUUAUUUUCCAAGCUGACUAUGUCCGCUGA